Molecule: messenger RNA, 5375 nt
Organism: Bombina bombina (fire-bellied toad)
Lineage: Eukaryota; Metazoa; Chordata; Amphibia; Anura; Bombinatoridae
Gene: CACFD1
Product: calcium channel flower domain containing 1
Exons: 6
Coding region: 295-795 (166 amino acids)
Biological process (GO): vesicle-mediated transport
Cellular component (GO): membrane
Source: RefSeq, a predicted model, not a curated record
ACAGUGCGACUGUGAGCGACGUGGAGACAUUGGAUCCUAUUGUUUUCAUAACACAAGCAGCUGUAGGCACUGAGUGUGACUGCAAACAGCAACGGUAAAGCACAGGGCCCCCGAGCAGAACGCAUCUGAAGCUAAUAGAACUCAACUUGUAUUGGUGUGAGCAGCUUAGAACUUGCAGGAUGAAAUGAUCAGGGGUCCCAGCCUUAAGAGGAGGCAGCUGCAGUCAGAUCUGACCAAGAGGUGACCUUGUGUUGCCAUCACAGUCCAGAGGAGGUGACCUGAAGUAUCUGAGACAUGAGUGCUGUAGAGCCAGAGGGGACAGAGCAGGGGGACACUGCUCGUCCUCAGGAUGAUGGCAUGACCUGGUGGUAUCGAUGGCUGUGCCGUCUCGCAGGUGUCGUUGGCGGUAUAGUGUGUGCCAUAGCCGGUCUGUGGAACUGUGUCACCGUCAACCCUCUAAACAUAGCUGCGGGAGUCUGGAUGAUGUUGAAUGCUUUCAUCCUAAUGCUCUGUGAGGCUCCAUUCUGCUGCCAGUUCAUUGAAUUUGCAAACACUGUUGCUGCAAAAACGGACAGGAUGAAACCCUGGCAAAAGGCACUGUUUUACUGUGGGAUGGCGCUGUUUCCAGUGUUUAUAAGUUUCACUUUAACCACCUUCCUCGGUAAUGCGAUUGCUUUUGCAACAGGCGUUCUGUAUGGUCUAUCUGCCUUAGGCAAAAAGGGUGACGCUGUCUCGUACGCAAAGCUUCAGCAAAUCAAGAAGCAACCGGAUGAAGAGAAGGAGAUGGGAACUUGAAUCUUGCCCUGAAAACAAUUUGAUCAUUUUUUCUUGUAGUUUUUGGGGGUUUCCGGUUGGUAAUUUACUCAUUGACCACUAGAGGACAUACAACGUGGGUAUGGGACAGUUUAUAUUAUAUCCGUUAUUAUUCUUCUGUGGACAACAAAAUUCCUGUUUUUGAAUAAGGAAGAUCUUUUUUUCUUCUUCAAUGUGCUGGAUCAUUAAGGUAAAAAGAAGGAAGAGCGAAUAACAGCUGAACUUUUUUGUGAGGAAUUCAUCUUCUUUAAACCUUGUUACACUUUUGGGUUGUAUGACGUGUAGAUUUAGUAUUUUACAGUGAUUUUUUAGGAUCCAACCUAGUUAUUCUCUUGCAGCGCAUCUCAGCUGGUUAUCCCUUGAGAUAACAAUGUUACUAUUUAUAUUGCAUUGUGCUGUGAAAUGAAAAAAAGGGACAUUACAGAAUGUGUCUAUAAAAGGGAAGGGCAGCGGAUUUAGCCACGCCGGCUGUGUUACACUUCAGUGCAAACUACUUUGUUUUGCUUUCAUUUAACGUGACUGAUGCACUUCAGCAAAGAUUCCUUUGUAUAAAGCACACGCAAACUAAGAGGUCCUGCACCCUGUGAAGGGUCAUCCUGUAAUGUUAGCUAGAGCUGAGCUUUAGCUGUUUUGUAGACUUAUUACUGAAAUGUCACUAUUCAAAAAGUUGCAAUGAAAUGGUGGUGAUUCUGCAAUGUCACAAUUUUAAUUUUUUAUUUGCUUUCAUUAUCAAUAUAAAUGUAGCAACAUGCUGUUUACCCCUUAAAGGGACCGUGUAGUAAAAAACAAAAAUGGAUGAUUUAAAUGCAGCAUUAUGGGGUACAUUUACCAUUCUGCAGGUGGGCAAGUAGUGAACCUGUUUGUCUGCAUUCACUACUUGCGGUUUUGCAUCACAGGGUGGAAUUUAUCAUUGCACAAGAGGAUUCAGGGCUGAAUAUAACGUCUCACACACUGCUCUGUGAAAUAUGAUCCUGCUUGUAGGAGACUUUCACAGAGGUGUGCGAGACUUUAUAUUUCGCCACGGUGUGUGCAGAGGCAGGAGGCCUUAUUUUAGCCUGUUACAUAUGUGUAUUCGUGCUCCUGUUCUGAUUAAAAUAAAACAAUGGCAGUUUCUUAGUGUUUCGCAUCUGUAUAUCCUGCAGGGCAUGUCAGCUAGUUAUCCUGGCUGUGAGAGCGCGAGUUAGGGAAAACGCCUAGCUUUGGUUAGAGAGAACAUUAUGUACGUAUUCAUUCUAAAUACAAACCCAGCAAAAUUGUACUCCUUUUUCAGGGCUUUAGCUGUAAAAAAAAGUGAUACAGGUAUUUUACAAAUGUUACAUACACAUAAUGCUUUAUUUAAAUCAUCCACUUUCUGAUUUUUGACUACACUGUCCCUUUAAAGGGACACUCAAUAAAAAAUAAACUUUAAUUAUUCAGAUAGAGCAUGCCAUUUUAAACAACUUUCCAAUUUACUUCCAUUAACAAAAUGUGCACAGUCUUUUUAUAUUUAAACUUUUUGAGUCACCAGCUCCCACUGAGCAUGUGCAAGAAUAAGUGUGUAUGCAUUUGUGAAUGGCUGAUGGCCGUCACAUGGUACGUGUAUGCAUUUGUGAUUGGCUGAUUGCUGUCACAUGGUACAGGGGGAGUGGAAAAAGACAUAAUUUUUAAAAUUGUCAGAAAAAAUCUACUACUCAUUAUAAGUUCAGACUAAGUGUUAUGGCAUUGUCUUGUUAUCUUGCAUUUGUUGAUUAUGCAAAUCUACUGUGUUGACUGGUCCUUUAAGUUUCAGGGCUUCAAUGCUUUGCAAUAUGCUGCAGGGGUUAAUGAUCACUAACAGCUCAGGUUUUCAGUUGCUGUAUUUGGAAGUGAGGCUCAUACAUUUGAAUUGUAACAUUCCAUGCGCAUCAUUUCUAUAGGAUUUUGUUUUCAGUGUGUUUACAAGACCGUUGCUGUCUUUACUCAGGUAUUGUUUAUAAGAGAAGUAACUAAUUAACCUCUCACAAUACACAGGGCGUUCUCUGAUUUGAUUGAAGUAAGAAGAAAUCUUUCAUCUUUUCAUCUGUGUUUUGAGAGUUUUGCUAUAAAAGUCAGAGCGUACGUCUGUCCCCUUCUUGUUUUAAGGGGCAGGAAACAUUUUAAACAAGAACCUGCUUUUUCAUUGCAGCACUCAUCAAUUUAAUUUAUGCCAGUUUUUUUUUAUGAUAGUUUAAAAAAAAAAGACAUCCUCUUAAAGGGAUAGAAAGUUCAAAAUUGAAAGGUGCAUGAGUGCAGUUACAUUUUGGCUAGAAACAUUGUUGCAAUAUACCGUACUUCCAUUAGUAAAAAUGCUUCUAGUAAAAAUGAUUACUGGUUUUCAGCAGCAUACGCACAUAUCCUGUUAGGGCACGUGCACCAGCACUAAAACACCCCUGCUCAGAGAGUCACCACUAUGAUAAUCACCACUGACAGCUCUCCGAGCUUGAAUAAUGGUACACGGGAGACUCACAGCAUAUGUGCGUAUGCCACUGAAACAGUAAUAACGUUUAUUAUAAGCUAACGGAAGUAUAUUGUAACAAUGCUUCUAUUAAAUAUUCAAAUGCACCCGUGCACAUUUCAAUUGUGACCUUUCUAUCCCCUUCUGCUCUAUUAAUCUCCAUGGCAAACGGUCCCUACAGCCUGUUAUGAUCCGUCUCUGUGGUUGCAAUACAUUUGUUAUAGAGCGCACUGCUAAUCUUACACCUGCAGAGACCAGCAGUCGGGAGCGUGUGAUAAAAGGCCCUACAGCUUCUGAUUAGCUAUAGGUAAAACAAGAUAAGUGUCAGCAUUGAUCGGCAGACAGUGGAUUCUAAAUGGCCAGUAGAAGGAUAACUUAUAAACAUAUUUCUUGUUUAAAGGGACAGUCUACCAUAGAAUUGUUAUUGUUUUAAAAGAUAGAUAUUCCGUUUAUUAUCCAUUCCCAUUACCCAUUUGUUGAUAAGCAUACCUAGGUAGGUAGUGUGCUCGUGUCUGCAGACACUGCUGCCAUUUAGUGUUCUUGCAACUGUAUACCAUUGUUAAAAAUAUUCUUGUAAACUGUUGACAUAUAGUGCUGCAGACGUGCACAAUACUCGGCCUAUCUACCUGAUUUACGAAAACAAAUUAGAUACUAGAAGUACAUUGAAAACUGUUUUUAAAUUGUAUGUUCUAUCUGGAUCAUGAAAGAAAAACAAACUGGAUUUAUUUCUCUUUAAACAGGAAUUUAAAGGUAAAAUGUUAGCACCGUGCUACACUGCUCUUCCAUUGUAUGUAAGAGGUUGAGAUGAAUUAUUAUCAGCUUGGGAUUGCAGCAUUAAAGGAACAAUGAACUAUAAUAUUUUUCUUGCCAAUUAUCCAUUUUAUCUACUGGAGUGUAUACAAUUGUUUACAAAUAGCUCCUUCACCUUUAUUUUAUCAUUUGAAAUAGCUGAUUUGUCCUGUUGUAUCGCCACCUAUACUGGACAUCUAUUACACUGUUGAUGCCGUUAGGACAGCAUGGAACGUCCUAACAUUUGAAGCAGUCCCCAGAUCCAAUCAGUGGCAUUGUAGUCACAUGAUUGCACCAGUGAUCAUGUGACUUCCUAUUUCUCUGAUUUGUUUACAUCAGAACUGUGUUCCAAUCUUGUCCAUUUGUAACCAGAAGGGAUAAAGUUCUGGUCACAAAAAACAUGUAAAUAAGAAUGUUUAGAUAAAAUAAUACUCCUAGUGGGGCACUGUGACAGAGAGGUACAACAUGUUUAUUUUCCAUUAUUCUCUCUAAGUACGGCAAUAAAGAAUAUAAAGAGGACUGUGUAAAUAAUUAGACCGAUAGAGAGGUAUUCUCUCCCUACAAGAUCAAACCAUUGUAUUGGGUUGUGGUUUUAAUUAGCAGAAACUGCUAUUUCAUGUACAAAUAUAUACCUAAAAUAACAAUUUCCCAUACAUUUUAAACUCUGCAGCUGAUAUAACAAAUUAUUGGAAACACAUAAGGAGAAAUCAAUUCUACAAUGCACUGUCCCUUUAAUAGUGAGAAACUAGGAUUCCUCCAUAAGUUAGUUUAUAGCGUUAAUAAAAUGUGAAUUUUACCCUUAUGUAGUUAGGUUAUUUUGUUGUGAAUAUAUUUGACUAAAGCUGAUGAAUACGUCAUUGAUACAAAGUGUCACAGAAUUACUCAGGUAUGACUGACAUCCUUCUACCUUAGAACUUAAUGCGCAGGGAGAUUCUUACUUACUUGCCUAAGGGCACCACGGCCAGCACAAAAUGACUAUGGUUGAAUAUGAGUAUAUUGUAAGCCUGUCAGAAAUAAUCUUUGUAAAGUUUUUUGCUUUUAGAAUUGUCUACUUGAAGUGUUUAACACUAAAAAAACCUGUACAGUGAAAUGUUAAUAAUACAACUAUUUAUUAAACUAUUUACCUGCUUUAGUAAGGGUACUAAUCUGUUUAGGAAAAUGAAUGGGUUAAUCAAUGAUCAAUUUUAUUUCUAAGUUUUCUAAAACUUUUUUAGGUUUUAGGAAUUGCACUUAAUGAUAAUGGUUUCUUCCUAAUGGUAACUAUUGCAAGACAUGUCGUGACUUUUUGUCUAUGCAGUGAUAUAAUAAACUUCUACCUCUA